AUGACGACUCGCUGGGGAAACCGGUUUGCUGUUCUGGAAAGCCAUCACGGCGAAGACGACGAGCCCGAAUCGCCCAAGAACAAGAACAAGGAGAGCAAGAGCGUCCUGCCGGGAUCGCCCAAGAAAGCCAUCAACGAACAAGGUCGAUCGAGCUCAGUCUCGAGGAACAAGCAAACCGGACAGCCGAAGAACAAGAUGGCCACCCGGCCGGUCGAAGUUUCAGAUCAGAUGGCCGUCGGUCUGCGCGGCCGAAACACCGCCCCGACCCAAUCUGAUGACGAUUUACUCGAGAAAGGCGCCGGGAAAGCCAGCACCCCUCCUCCUACCUCCGAAAAAAAUCACGCCCGAGUCGCUAAGAAAAAGUCCAAAAAUCUCAUCAAACUCUCCAAAAGGGAUGCCAAACUUUCCGAACCCCAUCCCCCCGCGCCAUCCAUGGCCGCCCUUUCGUCGAAGGAUAAACGGGCAAUGGCCCUCUUGGUCGUCUUGUAUAUGCUUCAGGGUAUCCCCGUCGGUCUGGCGUUUGGAUCGGUCCCAUUCUUACUGCGAGCACGAUUGUCAUACACACAAAUCGGGCUGUUCUCGCUGGCCUCAUAUCCGUACUCGUUGAAGCUUCUAUGGUCGCCGAUCGUCGACUCGUGCUACUUCCCUAGCAUCGGCCGACGAAAAUCCUGGAUCAUCCCCGUCCAGGCCCUUGUUGGUGUCACCCUAUGGUGGCUAGGCGACCACGUCAGCGUCCUCAUGGAUGCUGAGAUCCCUGACGUCAAAACCUUAACCGUCCUGUUUUUCACUCUCGUCAUGUUUGCGGCUACUCAAGACAUUGCUGUCGAUGGCUGGGCUUUAGAAUUACUCUCUCAGGACAAUCUAUCCUAUGCAUCAACCGCACAAACCGUAGGAUUGAACAUAGGAUACUUCCUCUCGUUCACCGUCUUUCUGGCUUUCAAUAUGACCCUAUACCUAAGUUUCUUUCAAACCGAGGAUCCGGUCGAUAAAGACUCGCCAGAAUCUAACAUGGAUGUCAAGAAGGUUUACCAGAUCAUGUAUGAGAUUUGCAAGUUAAAACACGUCCAAAGCUUCAUCCUUCUACACUGUAUCGCCAAGUUGGGUGUCAGUGUCAAUGACGCUGCGACCAGUCUGAAACUUCUCGAGAAAGGCUUGAGUAAAGAGGAUAUGGCACUCAGCGUCCUCAUCGAUUUUCCAUUCCAAAUCUUCUUGGGUUACUUUGCUGCGAAAUGGAGCAGCGGAGAUAAACCCUUGCAGCCGUGGAUCUGGGCCAUGUGGUUUAGAUUGGCCUUCAGCGCAUGGAAUGUCGGACUGGUCUACUUUUUUCCCGAGGCUAAACCACUCUCAAACUCAUAUUUCAUACUGGUGAUUGCCUCUACGGUCAUGUCAAGUUUUGCUAGCACCGUCCAAUUUGUCGGGAUAUCAGCCUUCCACACUCAAAUUGCAGACCCCCUGAUCGGAGGCACUUAUAUGACCUUACUCAAUACCGUCUCCAACCUCGGAGGGACUUGGCCCAAGUACUUUGUCCUGAAGGGCGUCGACUUCUUCACCGAGGCAAAUUGUUUGAUUCCGAAUGCCAAUAGUACUCAACGGGAGAUCGACGGUAAAGAAUGUGUCUCGGAUUUGGGCAAAGCCAAAUGCACAGAUUUUCACGGAAACUGUCAUACGACGAAGGACGGCUACUACAUCAUGCAGGCUAUUUGUAUCACACUUGGCGCGCUCCUCUUACUACUUGUGAUCGGUCCGGCCUCAAGAAAACUGGGUGCACUCCCUGCACGCGCAUGGCACGUCCGGAAAGCGUUGUGA
Molecule: messenger RNA, 1806 nt
Organism: Puccinia triticina
Lineage: Eukaryota; Fungi; Basidiomycota; Pucciniomycetes; Pucciniales; Pucciniaceae
Exons: 9
Coding region: 1-1806 (601 amino acids)
Cellular component (GO): membrane
Molecular function (GO): acetyl-CoA transmembrane transporter activity
Source: RefSeq, a predicted model, not a curated record